AUGACUCUUCUAACACUUGGAUUGUAUCUGCCACUGUGGUUUUGUUAUGGCCUGGCCCAGUCCUCUUUUCUGGACAGCUUUAUUUCAUUCCCAGCAGGUAGGAAAACACCUUGCACAGCUCUCAGACCCCAGGAGCAGCAGAAGAGAUUCAACCCAUGCUGUUUACUGAGUCCACCUCCACCCCCACUGUUUCCUCCACCCCCUUCACUUUGGCGCCGCCACGCUCAUAAUGAAGGUUUUUCUAACAAUGGUGCUGAGUCUGAGCUGGGCAAUGAGCAUAAAGGUUCUCCCUGUGUCCGAGGCCUCCCUGGGCCUGCAGGUCCCCCUGGACCUCAGGGUCCACCUGGAUUACCUGGCAUAGGGGGGCCUAAGGGAGAAAAGGGAGAAAUUGGAAGACCUGGGCAAAAGGGUCGGACAGGUCCUCCUGGACUUCCUGGGAAGCAGGGACCAGCUGGAUGGCCAGGACCAAGUGGGCCCAAAGGUGAGAAAGGAGACCCGGGGCUGAUGGGUUUACCUGGAGCCAGAGGACCAAUUGGGCCGAGGGGUUUACCUGGGUAUAAAGGUGAAAAGGGCUCUCGAGGUGAUCGUGGUGAGAGUGGAGUGAAAGGCGACAAGGGUGCAAUGGGUUUCCCAGGAAUGCUUGGACAGAAAGGCGAAAUGGGUCCAAAAGGAGAACCUGGAAUCUCAGGAAACAGAGGACCCACUGGCAGACCAGGGAAGAGAGGCAAGCAGGGAGUGAAAGGGGACCCAGGCAGUACUGGUCCUAUGGGACCUGCAGGCCCACAGGGACCUCAAGGCCACCCUGGUCCUCCUGGUUCACCUGCCACAGGUCUUUACAUGGUUGGAACAAAGGGUGCACGUGGUCCACCAGGGCCUCCUGGAAAGUGUAGCUGCAGCAGCUCUGCAUUUGAUGAUUAUUCUUCCAGAGGAAACUAUCCCAAAGUACCAGCGAUAUUUGUUGUUAGCAAUGAGGAAGAACUGGAGCGCCUUCACACUGAUAACGCUCUUGCAUUCCGCAAAGACCAGAGAUCGCUCUAUUUCAAAGACAUUGAUGGCUGGCUGCCAAUCCAGACUUUUCCAUUCCAGCUGACACCGUUCCAGUCCAUGGAAAACGCACCUGAUGAUGAAGGUUACUGCGGUGACGGGAUAGUGCAGAUUUCCAGUGGGGAGGAGUGUGAUGACAGAAACAGAGUCGUCACUGACAGCUGCGUCAAGUGUAAACACGCCUACUGUGGAGACGGAUAUCGCUAUGAGGGGGCUGAGGAGUGUGAUGGAAAAGACUUUGGAUACCAGACAUGCAAUUCAUAUCUUCCAGGGUCAUAUGGUCACCUCAAGUGCACACCAUACUGUGUUAUUGACUCCACAAACUGCAAGUACUUCACUUGAGGAGGAGGAUGGACAGUGCAGUGGGAUCCUCUGUGUGUUGUUUCUCUUGACACAUAACAGGAAUAUUUUCAUGCAAAACAAAGAACAAUAAUGCACCAAGCAAGAGACUCUGAAGGAAGAGGAAGCCAAUGAUUCUAUGACGAAAGAAAAUCAAAACAUACAUAAAUAUAACUCCUCUGUAUUGCUGCUGAGAUGCCA
This is a messenger RNA of Seriola dumerili (greater amberjack), 1584 nucleotides long. It is a transcript of the gene colq, whose product is annotated as acetylcholinesterase collagenic tail peptide-like. The record is from RefSeq and is a predicted model, not a curated record. Bases 1 to 1386 code for a protein of 461 amino acids. Lineage: Eukaryota; Metazoa; Chordata; Actinopteri; Carangiformes; Carangidae. The transcript is spliced from 17 exons.